AUGAUCGCUCAAAAUUCUAGAUUAGCCGCCACAUUAUCUUCCUCAGCAGCUACCAUGCUGACUUCCAGAAUGGCAGCCACUGCCAUGUUACAACAUGCUGUCAAGAAAAAUGCCGGUAAUUCUUUCGCCUCAUUUAAAGAGUAUAGAGAAAAUGCCAAGACAUAUGGUCCAUUAAGCGCAUCAUUGGCUACGAGGAGAAAGUUGGCUCAUGCUCCUAAAUAUUGA
Naumovozyma castellii is the source of this 225-nucleotide messenger RNA. RefSeq names its product Dpi8p (gene DPI8). The record is from RefSeq and is a predicted model, not a curated record. The coding region runs from base 1 to 225 and encodes 74 amino acids. Lineage: Eukaryota; Fungi; Ascomycota; Saccharomycetes; Saccharomycetales; Saccharomycetaceae. The transcript has a single exon.